UACAGUUUCACUUAUGCUUUGAAUGAAUACGCUAGAUUCUAUUGGGGAAUCGACCUACGCACCGCACAAACGCAAUAAAUUAACGCUGAAAGAGUGAUGGAAUUGCAAAAUGUUAAUUUUAAAAGUCUCAAUUGCAAAAAGUCUGACAAGACGGUGGAAUACGUGAUUGUAUGCGCCAUAAAAUAUUCGCGGUCAAUUUGCUUGAAGUUGAAAAAAAGAAAUCAAAGAUGAGUGAUUAAUGGAAUAUGCGGAAAGAAGGAUAUUCAUCAUAAUAUCCAACAAUCGCAUACUCGCUCAUGCGAAUUGGAAAAAGUUAGCAACGCCAAAAGACGUCAAAGCGCAUCAAUUGGCAUAUACAUACAUAUUUAUAAACUAAUAACUAAGUGAAAGCUCAAAAGUCAGCAUUAGCUGUAACUCAACUUUUGUUAGAAAUGAGUGUUGGGAAGGACAACUAGAAUCAACGAGUGCAGUCGGGUUAUUUGACAACAUUCGAAGGGGUUGAAUAUCACACCUCUGUAGAGGACUAACUUUCAGCUAUAUACAUAUAUAUAUGUGUAUAUAAGUGUGUGUGUGUGCAUGUUAUAAAAUCGUGUUUUUGUUGUGUAAUCUAACUGCUUUAAGAGUUUUACAAGUGGCAGGCGCGAGGAUAACACUUGAACAGUAAAGUGGUCAACAAAAGGGAAACGUUGAAGCACUUGUUGCUGUGUUUUUUGAAGAAUGAAGGCAACAGUAAUUAUAUUCGUGUCGCCAUUUGCAUAUAAACCGAGUCUAAACCGAAAACCAGAAACAUUUUAGUGCUGACCGUGGCGCGCUUAACAGGACUCGGUUUGAUUCGUCGCGGAACAGGAAGUGUUUGCACGGCAGUUUAUUUUAAAGUGUGAAUUUAACAAGUGUUUGAGCAAAAUUUGUUAAAGAAAAUAUCUGGAAAACGUGGUAAUUUGCGAGUGCCCUUGAUCACGGAAAGUAACCAACAGCAGAGGGUCUUUCAUUUCCCUAUUAAAAUGGCACAGCAACAUACUACUACUGCAUUGGCAGCCGUCAACUAUCAUCAGAUAUAUCUCACUUUGGUACUGUCAAUUGUGUGGCUGGCGAGUGACGCUUGCGCAUCGCCGUUGGUGAACGCGUUGGCGGGCAUACCGCAAUAUGGCACGCGUCAACAAGCCGAUAAGCAACUGACAUUGUUGAACGAAUUGUUUAACAACGUUAAUGAGGAAGCACUCUUCAGUGAAUUGAAAAAAUAUCGUCGGGAUCAGUCCAAUUAUCUGAAUAAGUGGCCUGGUCUACGUGAUCUGGCGCUAAUGGCUGACUACGGAGAAGUCGCUGUCAAUAACGAGGAUGGGGACGAUAACUACGAGUUGCCGAGCAUCGAGGAGCGUCUAAGACAGAUAUCAACAAAUGCCAUAGAUGGCGCAGUGAUUGCUCAUGAUUCUCCAGCAGGCAAGAAAGACACCUACAAGAAUCAAGGCGUUAAGAAGAAUUUACAAUUACAUAAACAAUAUAUGUCGCCUUGCCACUUUAAAAUCUGCAACAUGGGACGAAAGCGGAAUGCCCGCUACUUCGAGGACUAAUUACCGUUAGUCGCUAAUGUCACAUUUGUGUAAUAAAGAAAGAAAUUCUGAUCGGCCAAAGUUACUUAAUAAUUCAACUACAUACGUACAUACAUACAUGCACUAAAUUAUAGUAUAGAGAAUAUAACGGAGUUGUUGUAAAUUUGUAGGGAAUCCAUCGCUGGGUGGGGGAGACGAACGAAGAGUAUUUACAUGUAAUUUAAACACAUUCAUUCACAUUUAUGGUACAUACAGUUUCACAAAAAGAAGAAUCUACAAAAAAAAAAAAAAAACAGUUAUUGGUGUCCAAAUUAUGCAGUAGCCAAAUAAAAAGUAUUUAUUGUGUUUUAUCGUAUUUACAUGUACACAUCUACACAUAUACAUAUGUGCGUAGCGCUAGUUUUACUUAAUACCUAUGUCAACAAAUUAUACACGAUGUGAACACACACCUAUUUAUUGAAUCUACAUAUUAAAUUAGCGAGAAUUGUAUCACCAAAUUAUCAAUAAUUAUAAAAAAUUAAAAAUGAUUGAAUACCGCAAUACAUUCAUACUUACAUACGAA
Bactrocera oleae (olive fruit fly) is the source of this 2109-nucleotide messenger RNA. NCBI's taxonomy places the organism in Eukaryota, Metazoa, Arthropoda, Insecta, Diptera, Tephritidae. The record is from RefSeq and is a predicted model, not a curated record.